Messenger RNA from Bombina bombina (fire-bellied toad), 690 nucleotides. RefSeq names its product oocyte zinc finger protein XlCOF6-like. Gene Ontology annotation, biological process: regulation of transcription by RNA polymerase II; central nervous system development. Bases 1 to 690 code for a protein of 229 amino acids. Gene Ontology annotation, molecular function: RNA polymerase II cis-regulatory region sequence-specific DNA binding; DNA-binding transcription factor activity, RNA polymerase II-specific. The record is from RefSeq and is a predicted model, not a curated record. The transcript is spliced from 2 exons. Gene Ontology annotation, cellular component: nucleus. NCBI's taxonomy places the organism in Eukaryota, Metazoa, Chordata, Amphibia, Anura, Bombinatoridae.
AUGAAAGGAUUCACACAAGAGAAAACUUUCAUAUGUACAGAGUGUGGAAAAUGUUUUACACAAAUAAGUCAUCUGGAAUGUCAUAAAAGGAUUCACACAGGAGAAAAGCCUUUCACAUGUACAGAGUGUGAAAAAAGUUUUACACAAAAGAGUCAUCUGAAGAUUCAUGAAAGGAGUCACACAGGAGAAAAGCCUUUCACAUGUACAGAGUGUGGAAAAGGAUUUAUAAGCAAAACUAAUCUGGAAAUUCAUGAAAGGAAUCACACAGGAGCAAAGCCUUUCACAUGUACAGAGUGUGGGAAAAGGUUUACACGAAUAGAUAACAUGACAGCUCAUGAAAGGAUUCACACAGGGGAAAAGCCUUUCACAUGUACAGAGUGUGGAAAAGGAUUUACAACCAAGACUAAUCUAAAAAAGCAUGAAAGAAAUCACACAGGAGCAAAGCCUUUCACAUGUACAGAGUGUGGAAAAAGGUUUACACGAAUAGAUAAUAUGAAAGCUCAUGAAAGGAGUCACACAGGGGAAAAGCCUUUCACAUGUACAGAGUGUGGAAAAGGAUUUACAAGCAAGACUAAUCUGAGAAUUCAUGAAAGGAAUCACACAGGAGAAAAGCCUUUCACAUGUACAGAGUGUGGAAAAAGUUUUACACAAAUAAAUUAUCUGAAAAAUCAUGAAGUAGUACAGGACUAA